AAAGCUCUCUCCGUCUUUUCUAUAUUCACACACUCAGUAUCUGUCACACACUUUUUCCUUGUCCUUACUCGUUCUCCGUCUCUCUCUCUCUCAUGAAUACACACACAUACAGAUGUGAACACACACCGACAAACACAUACACACACACUCUGUGGCCUCUCCGGUGGGUAAACAGUGAGUUGCACUUUGGUUCCAUCGCCGAGUUCAGGCUUUGGGCGCUUCUGUCGAACGCAGACGGAUAAGUGACGGCAACAAGAUGGCUAGUUUUGUUUUACUGGCCCUUACCGCUGCUGUCUUGCUGGAGGGACUGGCAGCUGACAUCACGGAGGAGAACACAGAAGCUGUUUUCGUGACUCAUCAGGCGGCACACGCGGUGCUGCAUCGUCAGCGCAGGUACAACAGCGGCCAUUUGGAAGAGAUAUGGAAAUCCAAUCUGGAGCGGGAGUGUGUUGAGGAGAACUGCUCAUUUGAGGAGGCAAGGGAGGUGUUUGAGAACGAUGAGAAAACUAAUGAAUUCUGGGCUGUAUACAUUGAUGGUGACCAGUGUAAUCCAAAUCCCUGCCAGAAUCAAGCUACGUGUAAAGAUGCUGUCGGUUCUUAUGUGUGCUGGUGCCAAGCAAACUUCGAUGGCAAGAACUGUGAGAUUGAGACCAACCAGCAGUGUUCAUUCAACAAUGGUGGAUGCUUCCAUUUCUGUUGGAUGCAGGAUGGGAUACCUGUGUGUCGAUGUGCGGCUGGUUACCGCCUUGGUCCAGACAGGAGGAGCUGUGAACCGACCGGACCCUUCAGCUGUGGUCAAGUGAACCUGUCCCCCCCACCCAACACCGGGUCCCAUAUGAGCCCACGGGGAUCAAAUGGUACAAUAUCCACUGAACGAAGCUUUAAUAGCAGUGAAAUUCUGGAGGACGACUACGAUGGCCAAAACAUGACACGGUUUUACGAUAACUACGACCUCCCUGCGAACGAGUCUGAGACAUCGGACAUUCCCGUGGCCUCAACAGGACACGUGCGUUCGGCGAGGUCCGAUUCAGCUGCGUCUAGUUCCGUCUCCAUCCCAGAUGUCACCGACAAUCCAGAGCUAAAAAAGCCGUCCUGGGGCCGUCCCACACUUCCCACCAUCACCGCGAAAGAGAACAGUGACCAGAGGAUCGUUGGAGGUGAUGAGGCCAAACCUGGAGAGAUACCAUGGCAGGGGACACUGAUCACUAACGCCUCAGGGGCAGAGACGCCCUUCUGUGGAGCAUCUCUGCUCAAUGAAUUAUGGGUGAUCACUGCCGCCCACUGUCUGGUGCUGAAUGAUAUCCCUAAAAAAGGUUUCUUCGUCAGAGUGGGUGAACAUGAUAUGAAGGUUGUUGAGGGUCAGGAGCGAGACCACUUGGUGGCAGAGCAGCACAUCCACCCUAGUUACAACCGUCAGAAGUCGACAUAUGACCAUGACAUUGCGCUGCUGAAGCUCGCCACUCCAGUGGAGCUGUCCAACCAGCGACGUCCCAUCUGCCUGGGCCCCAAAGACUUUACAGAGGACUUGUUGAGGGAGCCCAGCAACUCCAUGGUGAGCGGCUGGGGAACGCAGGCGUUGAAUGGUCUCGUGGCGACUAAGCUCCGGAGGCUGGAGGUCCCCUACGUGGAUCGCACUGAGUGUAAAAAGAGCAGCCAGUACAUAAUCACACGCUUUAUGUUCUGUGCUGGUUUCAAAACCGAGAAUAAGGAUUCGUGCCAGGGGGACAGCGGGGGGCCGCAUACCAGCAAUUACAAAGGCACCAGGUUCCUGACAGGCAUAGUCAGCUGGGGGGAGGGCUGUGCCAAGCGUGAGAAGUACGGCGUCUACACCCGAGUGUCACGGUACUACGCCUGGAUCAGUGAGACAACAGGGAUUCGAACUACAGGCUGAGGAGUGGAAACAUGCUGCCAGUCGAGAAAGCUAACUAUAUACCUUGUUCUGUAAUUGAGAAAUUGAAAAGUUGUUUUCUACACUGUGAAACAAUAAUGUUAAUUGUAACUUUUCAAUAAAAUUCAAUUCGAA
Molecule: messenger RNA, 2023 nt
Organism: Limanda limanda (common dab)
Lineage: Eukaryota; Metazoa; Chordata; Actinopteri; Pleuronectiformes; Pleuronectidae
Gene: f9b
Product: coagulation factor IXb
Exons: 8
Coding region: 257-1891 (544 amino acids)
Biological process (GO): blood coagulation; proteolysis
Cellular component (GO): extracellular region
Molecular function (GO): serine-type endopeptidase activity; calcium ion binding
Source: RefSeq, a predicted model, not a curated record